Messenger RNA from Chaetomium globosum CBS 148.51, 369 nucleotides. RefSeq lists its product as uncharacterized. The record is from RefSeq and is a predicted model, not a curated record. The coding region runs from base 1 to 369 and encodes 122 amino acids. The transcript is spliced from 3 exons. Lineage: Eukaryota; Fungi; Ascomycota; Sordariomycetes; Sordariales; Chaetomiaceae.
AUGCCUUUGGUCUGGGAAGACACUGGACAUUGCCAUAGCCGAACACCCUGGAGCCAGGAGGUGUCCGAGACGCCGUGGGGGCCACCUCAACUCUCCUCGCUAACGAUGACGACAUGUUUCGAGUGCGGCAUUCGCCAAAGGAAGCGGUGGCCGUUCAAGUUGAGCACCCACACAACGGUUGACGAGUUGCCCGGCUACCCCCACCAACCAAACACUUCGCCGGGCAAAAAGUCCACCUCAGAAAAGACCAGGUUGCUUUCAUGUUCGACGAGGGGAACCCUGGGAUACUUGUGGCGUUGGGAGCCCACCCACUACCUUUGCAGCUCUGGUACUAAAGGAAAGCGAAGCAUUUAUCGACAGGGUGGAUAG